UCAGCUGCCGGGAGCGGCAGGGACGUCGCCAGCUCAGAGCUCCGCAGAGCAAGAGAAAGAGAGAGCUAUGCUUGGGGCGGUGGGCUCCCUGGUGGCCACUGUCUGGGCGGUGCUCCACCUCCGCACCCUCCUGCUGGGUGCCGUCGCCUUUCUCUUCUUUGCUGAUUUCCUCAAAAGACGGCGCCCAAAGAACUACCCGCCAGGUCCCCUACCCCUGCCCUUCGUGGGCAACUUCUUCCAUCUGGACUUUGAGCAGUCUCACCUGACGAUUGAGCGGCUUGUGAAGAAAUAUGGAAACAUUUUUAGCAUGCAGCUUGGUGACUUACCUGUAGUUGUCGUAACUGGAUUGCCCUUGAUCAAAGAAGUCCUUGUCGACCAGAACCAAAUCUUUGUGAACCGCCCUGUGACUCCUGUCCGAAGACGUAUCUUUAAGAGCAAAGGAUUGAUCAUGUCCAAUGGCCAAACAUGGAAGGAGCAAAGAAGGUUUACCCUGGCGACACUAAGAAACUUUGGUCUAGGAAGAAAAAGCAUAGAGGAACGCAUUCAGGAGGAAGCCCAUUACCUCAUCCAGGCAAUAGAAGAAGAGAAUGGACAGCCUUUCAACCCUCACUUCAAGAUGAACAAUGCAGUUUCCAAUAUUAUUUGCUCCAUCACCUUUGGGAAGCGCUUUGAGUAUGAGGAUGAACAGUUUCAGGAAUUGCUGAGGUUGCUGGAUGAGGUCACGUGUCUAGAGGCAUCAAUGAGAUGCCAGCUCUACAAUCUCUUUCCAUGGAUUAUGAAUUUUCUUCCUGGACCUCAUCAAACACUCUUUAGCAACUGGGAGAAACUGAAAUUGUUCAUUGCUCAUAUGACUGAAACCCACAGGAGAGACUGGAAUCCUGCUGAACCAAGAGAUUUUAUUGACGCUUACCUCAAGGAAAUAGAAAAGAACAGGGACAAUGCUACAUCAAGUUUCCAUGAAGAAAAUCUCAUCUAUAGCACCCUGGACCUCUUCUUCGCUGGAACCGAGACAACUUCAACAACACUGCGCUGGGGUCUGCUUUACUUGGCCCUCAACCCAGAAAUCCAAGAAAAAGUCCAAGCUGAGAUCGACAGGGUGAUUGGUCAGUCACAGCUGCCGAGCUUAGCCACUCGAGAGGCCAUGCCCUACACCAACGCUGUCAUCCACGAGGUGCAGAGAAUGGCAAACAUCAUCCCCCUGAACGUGCCCAGGGAAGUGACAGGUGAUACCACGCUUGCUGGAUACUACCUGCCCAAGGGCACCACGAUCCUGACCAAUCUGACUGCACUGCACAGGGACCCUGCAGAAUGGGCCACCCCCGACACGUUCAAUCCGGAGCAUUUUCUGGAGAAUGGACAGUUUAAGAAAAGGGAGACCUUUCUGCCAUUCUCAGUAGGAAAGCGGGUAUGCCUUGGAGAACAGCUGGCCAAGUCUGAGCUGUUUAUUUUCUUCACCUCCCUUGUGCAAAAAUUUACCUUCAGGGCCCCCAAUGAUGAGAAGCUGAGCUUAAAGUACAGAACAGGCAUCACCAUCUCCCCAGUCAACCACCGACUCUGUGCAGUCCCUCGGUCCUGAUGUCUGAAGUCGUCGGGCAGGGAGAGGAGAAAGGAAAGCAAAAAGUGUGGUGUCUUUGAAGGCACUGGCACCUACUCAGAAGGGAGGUGAUGAAAUGGAACAUGAUUGAACUCAAGAGGAAGCACAAUCCAAAUCCCAGCCUUGCUGUUUUCUCUGAUGGAGCCUUGAGCAGAUCUGUUAUGUUGUGAAUGAUAUACCUUUUCAUCCAGGAGAUGAAAAGCAGAUAAUGAUUCUUCCUCUAAAGGAAUGGACUUUGAGUGAUUUGGAAACCAUACAGCUUAUCAGAAAAAUUAGAGCUGAAAUCUGCCUUUUUCCUGCUUGCUUCUUUAGACAUGGAUUUGCUUCUAGCCUGUAGAGGUGACUCAGGUCACAGUGGUGCCAAAUGUUUGAUAAGAGUUAGAAUUUGGACCCUGGGGCAGCCAGAGGCUGCCCUCAAACGCUGUCACACUUGGUGGCACUAUCCAAGCUUUACCUUGCUCUCACCCUAGAAUGGCCCUCUGGGAAGUCAGCCAGGCAGCUAGUACUCCCUAUUUAUAUGCACAUUUCUACAAGGAAGCAGUUUCUGUAGUUUACUUAAGGGAAUACUACACUGGCUUUGGAAUCAGGACCAAGUAGAGUGUGACCACUACCAAUUAAAUGUGGGGAACAUGUUUGGGAAACAAUGUGGAAUUUAUCUUCCAUCCUUAAGUGUAUCUGUUUGCCUCAAUUCCUCUAUCAGGCAUCUUUCCUCAAGGGUUUAACUAUGGGGUGGGUGUGAACUUUUCUGGCAAACAGAUGGUCAGCUUUUGAAUGGUCAAAUAUUACCAGCCUAAACUCAACAGAGCCCUGAUACAGUAUUUUAUAGUAGGGAACCAGAAAUGCCAGAAUCUUGCUCAUUCUGCAUGUAGUUGCUGAGGGAAGACAAUGGGAAGAAAAUUGAAGGUCAAGUAACACUGAUGGUCCAUGGAAUUUGACGUCAAACCCCAAUCCAAACAAACACAAAAACACCUGCCAAACUGGACUAAACCAUAUGGGAGGUCUUUUUCCCCAAGUUGGAAACCUUGUGUGCUUCUGCCUGCUCCUCUGGAACUCUACUACCACCAUUUCAACAAACCCGUGUAACCCGAUGGAGGAUGAGAAACACAGUCCAGUCAUUGCUGUUGCAUCCCUAGGUGACAGCUGGCUGACCCCCAGAGCUCUGCUGAGACCAUCUGAGAUGAGCUGGACCCAAGCAUAUCCAGCAGCUGAAUGCAGACGCAUGAAUGAUCCCAGCUGAGACAAGAAUUGCCCAGCCGAACCCAGCCUAAACUUCCACCCAGAGCUUUAGGAGUUAAAUGGUUAUUGUUUUAAGCCACUGUGUUUUCAGAUGCACUGUUACUCAGCAGUAGCUAACUAAUAUAUUCCUUGAGGGCAGGAAUAGUAUCUGUCUUUUUCAAGAACAGUGCCUGGAACAUGAUAGGACUCAAAAAAUAGUGAAUUAAUAAAAUAAGGUAGAAUCAUUAUGGGCGGGUGCUAGAUUAGACCUAUCACUCCAAAUCAGAUCUCUGCCACUACCCCUCUGUCCUUUUCACCUGAUUCCAAUGACCUAUUUCUCAGUCCUCAUGCCAACUUCUGUUACAGUCCUUCAGGAACAAGGUAGGAGGAGUGCAGGCUUGUUCUUACCUCACUGUGUCUGUUCCAUUUUCCAGGUGGCUUUCUGAAAUGGGGCCACCUAUUCCUUUUCCCCAUGCUUAUUUCUUAAGAAUAGGCUGAUGUCCCUGGAUGGGUAUUUUGUACUAUUUGGGUCACACUGUGUUUUUGUGCAUUCACUAUCAGCUGUGUGUUCUGCUCUGAAAAGUUAAGAACUUUUCCCUCUGCCUUUAAAGCAGAUAAGAAAUUAAGCAAGAAUAAAGGGUCGAAUGCAAAGGGCCACUUUCAGGGGCUGGCAUGGAAUCAUUGAUGAUGCCUGUUGCAACAGUCAGGGUCAGAACAGAGGUCUCUCUUAGUCCAAAUACAUCAAAGGUCCAAAGAGAUCACAGGGCUCUGAGGUACCUAAAACAACAUUAAAGAUUCAAGGGGGUGGACUGCGGGCCAUGCCUAAAUUCAGUUCAAGGUUUUACCAUUUAUUAACUUCUGCCUGUGAAUUAAAUAGGCUACUUUACUUUCUUCAACUCGUAUCCUAAUCUGAAAAAUAGAAUUAAAUAAUACCUACUUUGGUAAAUUAUGAAACUGAUCAAAAGAGCCAUUAUCCCUCUCUGGGUUGUCUCUCCUUGUGGUACUCGGAUCCAUGGAACAGUUAUGGAUAACCGUCUUGAUAUAUCCAAGAAUGGCCAUGUCACUUGCUCAAUAAAAUAGCAGAAGUUCCACAAGC
Messenger RNA from Neogale vison (American mink), 3905 nucleotides. RefSeq names its product cytochrome P450 2J2. Gene Ontology annotation, biological process: xenobiotic metabolic process. The transcript is spliced from 9 exons. Bases 68 to 1576 code for a protein of 502 amino acids. NCBI's taxonomy places the organism in Eukaryota, Metazoa, Chordata, Mammalia, Carnivora, Mustelidae. Gene Ontology annotation, molecular function: heme binding; oxidoreductase activity, acting on paired donors, with incorporation or reduction of molecular oxygen, reduced flavin or flavoprotein as one donor, and incorporation of one atom of oxygen; iron ion binding. The record is from RefSeq and is a predicted model, not a curated record. Gene Ontology annotation, cellular component: intracellular membrane-bounded organelle; cytoplasm.